Orbilia oligospora ATCC 24927 is the source of this 1356-nucleotide messenger RNA. RefSeq lists its product as uncharacterized. The record is from RefSeq and is a predicted model, not a curated record. Bases 1 to 1356 code for a protein of 451 amino acids. The transcript has 3 exons. Lineage: Eukaryota; Fungi; Ascomycota; Orbiliomycetes; Orbiliales; Orbiliaceae.
AUGUCGAGCAGCAACGUUAGUCCUGGAGAACUAGUUGCGGGAUUCCGCAAAUAUGGUCCGGCCUUGUCAGGACUUUACAACUGUGUGGCCCGGAUCAUGAUUCUCACAGCACAAGGGUAUGAGAAGACACCUAUGGUCCCGAGGGAAUUGCGUUACGUCUGCGAAGCAAUGCAAAGAAAACGGGCAUCUUUGAUCGCUGAGGGUUCCGUGAGCUCCAACAGCUAUCUUCCAUCUUAUACCCAUAGCCAGACAAACUGGGUGCAAUCUAUUUGGGAACUUUUGUGCUCGGAUAUGAUUCCGGAAUAUGUUAUCAUCGAUGCUCAUUUGCUCUUUUGGGUUCUUUUCAAUCGCAUUGAACCCCUGAGUCGACCAGAUAUGUCGAUGCUUGAGCAUGAGCUUCUACAGUGGACAAGAUAUGCCGAGAAGUGGAACCAUCAAAGUGUUCUUGCCCUCCUCGCAAGACUUUGGCCAGAGUCAACGGCCGUUAUGAGUUCGCCACCUUCCAACCAGAUAGGUCGGGAGAGUCUUCAGCAAGGUCUCUUCUUAGACCUAUUCAAGAUGCUCAUGAAAAGGAAUCUGAAUUUCUUGGAAGCCUAUGCGGUUUCUGACAAUAGACGGUCCUCGAGCUACCAACAAAUCUCGCGGCCGACAAGUUCUGCCAGCCUCGAAGCACAAAUGUGGGGAUCAUCGAUGGGAGCUACUUCAAGCGACUUUGCAGGCUAUGAUACAGCAAUGCUCUCAUCUGAUAUGGAUCGGCUUAUGAAUUCGCAAUAUGGGGAUUCCGCAUCCGCCGGACUAGACUUCACAGUCUCUCCACCUCCACAAGAUUCUUAUUUCCCAGAACACUACUUCCCAUCUGAGAGUCUCCAGCGGGGAACUCUCUCAUCGGUUUCCCCACCGAUCUAUGGUCAACUUACCCCAACCUUCUUUGACGCGCAGUCGGGUGCCUACGAUGACAUCUACGCCCACACUUCAAGCCCACUCCACCUCGCCCCAGUUACCGGCGAUGAACGGCCACAAUCAGCACUUCUACGACGACGAAGUGACCGCUCGCCCGGCCGUCGACCUCGGAGACUUAGUCGGUCGGACGAAGAGGAGGGUCACGUUCAUGGUUGGAAUGCAGAGAGUAAGGCUUGUGUCAUCGAGCUUCCGGGAGGAGGUAUUUGCAACACGAGAGUACAAACCUACAAUAAUUUCCUACGACAUUGCAGAUUCCAGCACGAAGGGAAAGAGCCAAGAGAGGAGUGCACCCUUUGCGGCCAGAGUUUCGGAAGACCAGACGCGUUGCGUAAUCAUAAGGAAAAGAGCAAGAAACAUAAGAAACUUGAACGACUUCACGCUAGCGCCAGUCGUUAG